This is a messenger RNA of Melanotaenia boesemani (Boeseman's rainbowfish), 1214 nucleotides long. Its product is annotated as transcription factor 24-like. Gene Ontology annotation, biological process: regulation of transcription by RNA polymerase II; developmental process. The transcript is spliced from 3 exons. Bases 310 to 840 code for a protein of 176 amino acids. The record is from RefSeq and is a predicted model, not a curated record. NCBI's taxonomy places the organism in Eukaryota, Metazoa, Chordata, Actinopteri, Atheriniformes, Melanotaeniidae. Gene Ontology annotation, molecular function: protein dimerization activity; RNA polymerase II transcription regulatory region sequence-specific DNA binding; DNA-binding transcription factor activity, RNA polymerase II-specific.
UCGGCUGUAAGCGACUGUUAUGGGGCGAAUGAUUAAUUACGUCGGAGUGAAAUACUUGUCUGCCACUUUGUGGUUCCAAUAAAUUAAGAGCUCCCAGGACUCACACGUACACAGGUGAGGAGUUGGACCCGUAGCGCGUAGAGGGGCUGCAGCGCAUCGUUACUGCAGACACACAAGGAUACGCUGGACGUGAACUGGGACCAGUGAAGAGCAAAUUCUCCACCCAAACAAGAACUCUUUGGAUUGGCUUCAUGUCGUUUUUUAAAACUACGCCUUGGAGGAAUAUUAGAGGUUUGUAAGCACAUCCCUAUGGUUGGAAGUCAGACGCUUCGAAUGGACAGCGGUAAUUGUUCCGGGACUGUGGUGGAUGACAGCCCAGCUUCCAGUCCGAGCUCCAGUCCCAGUCCGGACGGUGGUCGCCGCGAGCUACACCGGGCCAGGGUGCUUCAAACCGGCGGGCUCGGCGGAAGAGGACGCCCGGCAGCAGCUAACGCAGCGCGGGAGAGGAGCCGCGUGCAAACCCUGAGAAAUGCUUUCCUGGAACUCCAAAGGACUUUGCCUUCAGUGCCGCCGGAUACCAAGCUGUCCAAACUCGACGUGUUGAUACUGGCCACCACCUAUAUUGCCCAUUUAACUCGAACACUACAAGAGGAAGGCUCCGAGGAGGGAGAGAGCACAAAACAAACAGAGGCGUUACACUCAUUGAAAGGUGAAGGCUACCUGCACCCAGUAAAGAAAUGGCCAAUGCGAUCCAGAUUGUACGUCGGAGCAAGCGGACAGUUCCUGAACAAUCCUUCAGAAUCAGAGAACCAAGGCCCAUCGUCGUCCACCUCCCAGUAACAUACUUAUGGCAGGCUGUAUAUCUGCAUGAGUCCAUGCUUUCAUUCAGGAGCAGCAGCAUUUACCUUAUGAUUGCAAAACAAUUCGCAAAUAUAACUGUCAGUUAAGACCAUACCAAUAAAAAAUACAUUGUAAAUUAAUAUAUUACCUGAAUUCUAUUGUCUUAAUUUUACAAAAAAAAAAGCAUGCUUAAUGUUUCUCUGUUGUUAUUUUGUCCUGUUUGCAUUGUGCAGUUCCACACAUGUCCCAGGUAUGAUAUUUGCAGAAAUUCAGUGGGGUAACGAGCCCGUCAUGCUUGAGCGUGCACUUUGACUUGAGACAUUUGCACUAAAUGCAUGUGUGAAUAACUUAACAUCUGUCAUGUGAAGUGGUCU